Molecule: messenger RNA, 1385 nt
Organism: Durusdinium trenchii
Lineage: Eukaryota; Dinophyceae; Suessiales; Symbiodiniaceae
Source: the annotation of a GenBank genome assembly
AGCAACCCUGGGACUUGGAGCAGAGCAUCGGAUGCCGUCACCCGAGCGCUGCCCUCAUGUUGCAAGGAUAUAAUGAGAAGAAGGAGCAACUGGCCGUGCCUGGCGCAAAUGGCCUGCUGGACUUACACAGGAGCUCUUUGGAGGAGCUGCAAUUGGCCAGGAUCUAUACCAGGCAUCGAACCGAUGUGAUGCUAUCCCAAGGCUACAACAGCGAGGAGGAUGACUCAGAUGCAGACGAAACAGAUGGUCGCUUGUACACGGAAAGACAAUACCAUGACAAUGGAAAUCCCAAGUACUUCAGGACCUACAUGCGUCUUCCUGCCACAGUCUCCCAGCAAUCAUGCGAACGUGUCAUUGAAGAGAAGCACUUCGAUGUUGGCGGUGUGUGUCGGCUUGACGUCCAUUUCGCAUUGGGCCAGCCUUACCUUAGCCGGAAGCACUUCUACGAGAAUCAGCGGCUGAAAUCAGAGAAGCUGUUUUUUGUCGAGGAUGAACGCACAAUGAGAUCACGCAAGGCUGGGCACUGGCGCGAGUACUUCGAAGGAGGGCAGAUCAAAUCCGAGAUCCAGUACGAUGAGCAUGGGAUGAGAUGUGGCUUUUGCAAGAGGUAUUCAGAAGAUGGUGCCCAGCAAUGGGUGAAGGACUACACAAAGGAAUACGGUGACCGGAUCGCAGAAUUCAACGCCAAGCGAGGGAAGCUUUCACUGAAUGCAGAGGAGGCAGCCGCCAUGCUUGGAUUUCGUGAGCACUACCUUCCCAAGGAUCGCCGGGAGGUGGAUUCUAUGUACCGCAAAAGGUGUGCACCGCUGCACCCAGACAAGUCGCCGGAUCCCGAUGCGCAUGAGCGCUUCUUGGAAGUAAGCCGAGCACGAGAGGUACUCUUGAAGUGGCUAGAAACAGAGCGUUGAGCCUGUGAGCUGCACCUUUGUGUGUGGCAACAUGUUUCAAGUCCCGUUUCGCCAGCUUCUGGCACCAAGCCGCCCUUGUGGAACGCCUCCAACUGCAAACUGAUUGUAUUGUCCAAGCGACAGGCGGUCCAAGCCCCAAAGAUGGGCUGCGCUCUCAUUUGAAGAUAUCAAAGGGAUCAAAAAGCAAGCAGACAAGUGUCAGAAACUCUUCAAUAUUCCCUGAGGUUUCGGCCAAGAUUACUGUGCUAUUUUGAAGACCGAAGAUCAUCAGAGAGUUUCUAGAGGUCGGAGCUGCUGGGCAGCCACUGCUUAACCAGCCCUGCAAGUCUGGUGAGGAACCUAUAAAUCCGCCCGCACCGAAGGUGCUGAGGCGUUUUAUAGGGCACGCAUGAACCGCAAGUACCGCAAGUAGUACUGAUAGCUUUAGCUAGGGGGGGAGGGCAUUUUCGCUCUAGAAUCCUGUGUUUUUCACGUUUU